Messenger RNA from Drechmeria coniospora, 894 nucleotides. RefSeq lists its product as uncharacterized. The record is from RefSeq and is a predicted model, not a curated record. The transcript is spliced from 2 exons. NCBI's taxonomy places the organism in Eukaryota, Fungi, Ascomycota, Sordariomycetes, Hypocreales, Ophiocordycipitaceae. The coding region runs from base 1 to 894 and encodes 297 amino acids.
AUGGGCAGCAAUCAGUCGUCGUCAGUCGUGGCCCAGAGAGACACUUUCACCACUCAGAUCCCUCCCGUGUUCAUGGAAGACGGCGGUUGUCUGUCCGGUGUGCCACAGCAUGAGCGGCACAAACUCGACGACUUCGGCAAGGAUCCGGAGGGGAAGCUCCAUAACAAGGACAACGAGCCGAAUGACACGACUGCGGACACAGCUCGAGAUGGGGAGAAGCCAAAGAAGGGCAUCCGCCCACCCAAUCGUAUCCGACGCCGGGAACCAGAAAAUAAGGGGACCCAUCCCAGCAUGCAUGCGAGAGGAAAAAGAAAGCGUGUCCUCGGCGCUCUCGUCGGCGGUGUCCGUGGAGUCGCCCGCGCCGCGUUUCACAAGUUGACGGUGCGUGACGUCGCCAAAAAGCAGCCACUUUUUUUCCACGACCAAGUUCGGCAGGCUGGCGUUCGAAAGCUCCGGGAGCAGGCCUGGCAUCGCAACAGGUCUGUCGGCAGGCCUGGGGCAGACGAUGCGGCCACCGAUGCGGCCACCGAGAGCGAGCAUCUACCAACCGUGGGCGGGCCGGAUCCGAUACUCUGCGAUGCUGAAUACUACGCACGCCGAGUUGGCCUCGACGAGUGCAAGGUCCCGGAUGGAGCUGCCGAAAGUCAAAAGGGACCGAACCUGUCUCGAAGUGGCAGAAACCAGCUCAGAGUCGACAAGGGGGCCAAGUAUGCCGUGCUUCUCAUCCACGGUCUGCUGCAGAGCUCCGGCGCCUACUGUUGCGACGACAACCAGCCGCUCGCUUCCUGGCUCCGCAAGUCUGGAUUCGACGUCUGGCUGGGCAACAAUCGCUGCGGGUUCAGACCCCGCCAUGCCUCCCUAAAGCACGGCGACCCACGCAUGUGGGCGGACUAA